AUUAACGACAAAAUUAUGGAUUGCUUUAAACUUGCUGAAAAAUUUGCAGAAGGCUCCUAUGGAGCGGUCUACUUCUGAUCUCUGGACAGAAGGAAGAGAUCAGUAAAGGAACUCCCCAGAGACACUUUGCAAGAAAUUCUUGAGUGUAAGAACCUUGUGUGUAAGAAAAUCACUCCUGAUGAAGAUGAUGAUGAGGCUGGAGAUUACAUUCAGCAGGAGAUUGAUAUUAUGAAGAAGGUUAAUCAUAAAAACAUCCUAAAGUUGUUCCACUCCUUUAAGGAAGAUAAAACAUCAUACCUAGUCCUUAAGCUGUGAAACGGAGGGUGCCUCACAGAUCUAAGAAAAUAAGAGAGAAUCUAUAUUCAACGAGAAGUUUGUCAGGCAGAUUGCCUUUGAGAUUGCUGAAGGUCUCUGAUACCUAAAUGACAAUAAUAUUAUGCAUAGGGAUAUGAAGCUAGACAAUAUUUUUAUCAAUUUUCCUGGGUACAAGAAGAAAGGAAUAGUCCCUGACUCCUUUAUUGACAAGUUUGAUCCCCAAAAUGACCCAAUUGAGAUAAUUAUUGGAGAUUUAGGGCUUGCUAAAGAAAAUAAUAAACUUAUGAAAAAGGGAACUAUAUGUGGAACCCCAGAUACUAUGGCACCAGAGAUUGUUAGAAUGGACGAAUAUGAUGGCAAAUGUGAUAUUUGGUCAUUUGGAGCUAUUGUUUAUGAGCUACUUUAUGGGUUUUCUCCUUUUAAAGGGAAAACUUGGAAGGAAAUAAUCAACCCUGCCAAUUUUUCGAAACUAAGGAUUCCUAAAAAUAUUCCUUAUUCUUUAAAUUCAAAGGCAUUGCUAAAUGAUACAUUGAAACUCGACCCUAAGGAAAGGAUUACUUAUCAUGAGUUACUAAAGCAUCCCUUUUUCACUGAAGAAAUUAAAUGUGAUUUCCAAUACCCAACUCCAAAGAAAGGGCGGCCUUCCAGUUUAAAUGACCUUGACGAUAACAACUCGAUUCUAUUUACACCAGGGAGUAGUGUUCCAUACAAUAAGUAUUCUCAAAGAGUAAAGAGCAUAUUAGAAAUAAACUCAAAGAAAGUCAAGAAAGAUUAUUCUGGAAAAGAGAUAUUUAAAAAGAAAAGUAGAGCAAGACAGAAUCAGAUAGAGAUAGUUAAGGAUAACGCAAGCUCUGAGAGAGGUUUUUCUAGCCUAGACUCCUCUCUUCUCAGCAAUUCUGUGGUCGGACUUGGUAUCAAUAACUUAGAAGUUCCUGCUAGUUUUAUGAAAGGAGUGCAUAUCUCUGAAGAUGAGGUCUUACCUAACUCCUUUGUAGAGAAAUUUGAAGGAAUUAAUACAAUAAAAUAAAGCAGAUAGAAAAGAACUUGAAAAGGCCAUUGAGGAAGGAAUGGACUCUCAGAAAAUUAAGACUAUCAAAGCUGCAGCACUACUUAAAUAAGAUCAAAGUUCCUGUAUUUUCACAAGAGAAUAGUCUGAAUAAGAACAGUCUGGGAUCUUUGGACAAGUCUAGCAGUAGUAUUUCUGGGUUUUCUAACCUGCAAGAUAAGUUAAAGGAUUCCUUCCGGAUGAGCAGCAUGAGUAGUCUUCAACCAAUCAGUGAGACUGAUGAUGAAAACCAAACCUCCCGCCUAGAAGGAGAAAAAUAUCAUGAAUAUCACAUGAGGAAAGCUUUGCAAGAAUUUGAAGGUCAAACCGUAAAAAGACCAAAACAUUCUGAUGAAGCUGAAGGCGAAGACUACUGAGAAGAUCAAGGAGAGGAUGAUUACGAGAGCUAUGGCGAGAAUGAUGGAGAAGACCAAGGAGAAGAUUUUGAUGAAGAAAACCAAGAAGAAGAUUUUGAUGAAGACUGUGGAGAAGAGAAUGAUUAA
Messenger RNA from Moneuplotes crassus, 1863 nucleotides. The record is from the annotation of a GenBank genome assembly. Lineage: Eukaryota; Ciliophora; Spirotrichea; Euplotida; Euplotidae.